AUGGGUAAAUUGAUUAACGACUGCGUAAACACUACCGCCAAAAGCUCAUGUUACAAAACGUCGAUGAUUAAGCCGUUUGGAUUUACGUAUUCGAAGGAUCCUGUGUGGCCACCGCCGGCCGACAGGGAUGUCAUCGAGCCGCCUGAAGUUGGGAAUUCUUUGGAGCCGGAGGGAAGGGGGUAUGAGGCUGGGUAUGAGGGGUUUGACUGUCCGCAGAGAGGACUGCAUUUGGAUAUGAGCAACUUGCACCUGGGGCAUCACAAGAGCUAUGGAUGUGAAGAGGAGAUGUCACCUGUGUCGCCAGUGAUGUGGGGUUAUCCACAAUCUCGCCCAAUGUCAACUGUGCAUCAGGGAGUUGAGUACGACCAGUACGCCAGGAGGCACUCCUAUCAGGUCGAUGUGCCUGGCGCAUAUCCUACAUCGCCAGUAAGAUCCGAACUGCCACCUCCUCUGCCUCCAAAGAAGCCCGUCGCAUCUCCGCGGCGGUAUUCUUUUGAUACGCGACCCGGAUCACGCAUCUCAACCUCUUCUGGUGCUUCAGUUCCGCAUGCACCUUUCUCGCCAGCUCCGUCAACGUCUACAUCCUCGUCAUAUCGUCAUGAAGUUAGUAUGCCUCUCCGAACGACUCACCUUCCUUCCUCUAUCACACCUGCGCCCAUCUUACACCACCGUACGACUUCACCCUACCGCGACCGCCCCCUUCCCUCACCAACACCAGCACCCGAACCCACUCAUUACACCCCCCAACCUCAACGGCCAUCGCAGCCUCAAAUACAAAUCAUCGACCCAUUGACUUCGUUGAGCCACCUCCCCUUCCGGCCCAUCCGACUCCCACCCUACUCCCAAGAACUCCGCGACCACCCCAGCAUCCACACCUUCGCCCGCACCGCCAACCUUAAACUGCGUCUCAUCCGGGACCCAGCUCCUACGCACCCAACCGGUACCUUCCGCGCAGGGGACACGAUCAAUGGAUACGUUGAGGUGGAGGUAGGUGACGGUCUCACACUAGGGAGGCUGGGGAAGAGAAAAGUGGGCGAGGUCAAGGUGGGCGAGGUGGGAGUUGAGGUUGUUGGGUAUGAGGAGGUGCAUAACGACCGGACACAUCCUCAGCGAUCCCAUGUCUUCUACGCUGCUCGGCAAAUAUACCAGACACCUUCGAAGGAUACAGACGACUACACGUCCCUGAUCAACCCCGUCGUACCACAUGACGAGUCAGGGUAUAAGGAAUUGGCGAACGGGAAACACGCCCUUCCCUUUGCAUUUGCUCUCCCAAUUGAUGCGCCGAGUACGUGCAAUUUGGGGUAUACGGCGAGGGUGCGGUAUGCGUUGACUGCGUAUGCGAAGAUCAAGCUCAUGGGUAGCUUCGAAACGGUUGAGAAAACCGUAUUGGUGGAUGUGGCGGAGGCAUGGGAUAUCCAUAACUCGGACGAAUACAAGCGCGAAGUCCAAGCGGAUGGCGGAAGAGACGGGGUUAGGGUCGAGGCCAGGAUGAGGGGGAUGUGUGUAGCGGGACGGGUAGCGGAGGUUGAGUUCGAUGUGAGCGUACCGGAGGGGAAGAAGGUAAAGCACGUUAAGGCUGAGUUGGUUGACCGGAUAACGUUGUUCGGGGAUAAGCGCCAAGAUCUUCCCACCCCAACGGAGACAACUACGGAAGAUGUUAUUCUGGAGGAAAUGGUAGCCACACAUAUCGAAACCCUCGACCCACAACAAAGCGGCACCAAGACAAAGCUGCGACUUCAGAUCCCGCUUACCGCUCGCACGAUUAGGAACACCUCCCUCUUCGAAGUCUCACCCUUCGUCCGCCUCUCACUUCCCUUCGGACUCCUCAAGAAACCCCUGAUCAUCAAUCUUCCACCAAUUUCAAUCGUACACACCGCGUCUAUCGCAGAGACAUCAACGAGGGAGGACGUGCUGAGGAAGUACGACGAUUUACCGAAUCUUUAUAGGGUUGUGGAGACUGGUGUGGAGAAGAGACCGGAGAUGGAGGUUGUGGAGGCGGAGUGGUAUGUGGGUGGGGUGGAGAGGGUGAUGUUGUUGGGUGGGGUCGAGGCGCCGGUGAACGGUUGUGACGAGGAUGGGUAUGUUGAUGAGUAG
This is a messenger RNA of Saitoella complicata NRRL Y-17804, 2094 nucleotides long. RefSeq lists its product as uncharacterized. The record is from RefSeq and is a predicted model, not a curated record. The transcript has a single exon. Lineage: Eukaryota; Fungi; Ascomycota; Saitoellomycetes; Saitoellales; Saitoellaceae. Bases 1 to 2094 code for a protein of 697 amino acids.